UCGAUCGAUCCAAGAACACCUGAAGAUUACAGAGCUAGCCUAGGUAGAGUCCGCUCAAUUACUACCAGAGAAUCGAUCUUAUACCGAGUGUCGAAGAACCCUCGGUGACCGACGGCGACGGCAUCGGCGACAAACCGGACGGGCUACGCGGUCUAACCGUUCCGGGCUGGCUGUUUACUUACAGCUUAUCCGCAGCCGGGUGGUACGGGUCCGGGAACGGAUGCUCUGACGUCGACGAAACACAAACCCCGCAGGAGGAAGUGCCCGCCGGCGUACUUAGCCAGCGUACGGUCUGGCUCUCCUUAGAUUCAUGUAACCUACACUCACUCACUGUCCCUUCAAUCAACCAUUUGAUUGCUCAAUUCAACCGCUCUCAACACUUUCACUCCAUCUAAUACCUAAUCCUUGCGAAUCGAAGAUACAGACACAAUGACCACCCCCGCUCCAGCCGUCCCCAGCCGCACCCUGCAAGCCUCCGCGCUGUCUUUCAUCGCCCUGUCCAUCGGCCAUACGCUAGGAGGCAAACAAUGGACCGCCGACCCGGCCUACACGAUCAUCAGCAACUCCAAGCCCUGGGCGCUGGGCAUUGUCGGCUGGUUCCAGGGAAGCGCCUUCUUCUUCACGACGGGCCUCCUGCACUACCAAUGGGCCCGCAACCCCCUCGCCCUCCGCGACCCGACUAACAAGGCGAUCGCGCUGAUCACUAACGCCAUGCUCUGGGCUAGCUCGGCGUGGUAUCUCCGGCAUGGUAUCAAGGAAAAUGCGGUGGUUGUGGGGAUGGGGGCGGUGUUGCAGGGUGUUGCGGUUUUGAGGAGUUGGUUUUGA
Molecule: messenger RNA, 825 nt
Organism: Aspergillus fijiensis CBS 313.89
Lineage: Eukaryota; Fungi; Ascomycota; Eurotiomycetes; Eurotiales; Aspergillaceae
Exons: 4
Coding region: 430-825 (131 amino acids)
Source: RefSeq, a predicted model, not a curated record